AUGUCCUCCCUUUCCACCACAGCUACCGGGGCGGACUCCCCUCCCCCCUUGACUCGCGAGGGAACUAGAGAUGCAUACACCUAUGAGAAUCUUCGGGGAUGGAGACGGUACCGCAUCCUCAGGCCGGGCUGGGGAAUAUACCACGAUAUCCGAAGGCGGCUGCCCUAUUACAAAAGCGAUAUCGUCGAUGGCUUCACGUAUAGGACUAUUGCGAGUACUGUUCGGAUGUACUUUGUGAACUUGCUUCCCGCUAUAGCCUACACCUUGGACAUGUACCGCCGGACAGGCGAGUUCUUCGGCAUCAAUGAAGCUCUCUUUUCCUCUGCUCUUGCCGCAGUCGUUUUCAGCUUGCUGAGUGCUCAGCCACUCACUGUGGUUGGCAUAACCGGUCUCAUCUCGCUAUUUAAUUUUACUAUUUACGACAUCAUCAAGAUAUAUGAUGUCUCUAUAUACCCCCAGUUUAUAUGCUGGACGGGGAUCUGGGCUGCAAUCUUCCACUGGCUUGUUGCAAUCUGGAAUUGGUGCGACUACAUGCGCUAUGUGACGGAUUUUUCUAGCGAGGCCUUUGGGAUGUACGUUGGUAUUAUCUAUCUAAUCAAGGGAGUCGAGGAACUUGUGUCCGAGUUUGCUUCACAUGGGCUCGCCGCUGGGUACCUAAGCUGUUUGAUUGGGGUUUUGUAUUUCGCUAGCAUCUACGCCCUUGAGAAGCUUGGUGCAAGCACUGUCUUGAACCCGAUUGUGCGCGGACUACUGGCCGAUUACUCUUACCCUAUCGGUACUGUGUUUUGGGUUGGCUUCUCGCAUAUCCCAGGACGUCUUGAAGCAGCAGAUAUUGGCCGAGUGCCAACUACCAGAGCCUUUCAUCCCACCCAGCCCCGUAACUGGCUUAUUGAUUUUUGGAAUUUGGACACCAAAUGGAUUUUCGUGGCCAUACCGUUUGGCUUUCUGACAAUGCUUCUCUUCUACUAUGACCACCGGAAACGGUUGUUAUUAACGGCAGCAAAGAAUGUCAGCAGUUUGACUGCGCAGGCGAGACAGUUCCCUCUGAAAAAGCCCGGCGGGUUUCACUGGGACUUUUUCCUUCUUGGCUGCACCACCUUCGUGGCCGGAAUUUUAGGCCUACCAAUGCCCAACGGACUCGUCCCACAGUGGGGAUCUAUCGAGUCAAACGGAAUCUUGCAAAAGGUUAUCUUCCUCUUCCGCGAGGACAGGUUCAUUCACCGUGAUGAGCCACUCCUCUUGAUACGCAAAAGCAAAGUCAUGCUGUACAUUGGACUGCAGAUGUUUGGUGUCGCGUGCACUGUGGCUAUUUCCCACACAAUUGCGGCUAUCGGUAUGACUCCUGCUUUGGCAACGUCCCGCAUAUCCUACAUUCCAGACGCUUAUCCCUCGCUGCAGCCAAUAACAAAGUCGUCCUGGCCAGCCUUGGUGGAGCUCCAACCCUCCCAGAGGGCCAAAGACCUGAAGACUACGGACUGGAACGCAAGUACUCGGAAGGAAGGCAUGGUGUUCCAAGGCAGCGUGCUGGAAGCUUUCAUCGCUGAUGCUGAUGCUUGCUUCACGCAUCAUCGUGGCUUUAUCAUGACAGUUGGCAGUCUAAUAGUUGCCGGAUCUUCAAAAAUUGAUAAAAGAGAGUCACAUCCCAGCCUCUCCUGGGUUCGUAAAAUCAUCAAACAAAGCCCAUUGCCCAAAACCGCCGUGGAAGCCUUUCCCAUAUCCCUUAUCCUCGCAUUCCCAGAAGCUACCCUCGUCCCUCAUCACAACCCCAUCCGUUGCCCAGAAUCAAUCGAGAAAUUCGACUUCGCGCGGUUUCUUAUUCUUCGCCAUUUCACGCCACAUCUUACACAUUCUCAGACUUGGCAUGACGCGAGGUGUAAAAAUCCUACAAAUGUCGAAAUAUGCCUGAGUCAAAGUGAAGAGACUAAAGAUGACGGCGAGGAUGGCAGUGGCCCUCAUUUUCGGAGAUGUUUUCGAACGAAUAUAACUUGA
This is a messenger RNA of Uncinocarpus reesii 1704, 1989 nucleotides long. RefSeq lists its product as uncharacterized. Bases 1 to 1989 code for a protein of 662 amino acids. Gene Ontology annotation, cellular component: plasma membrane. Gene Ontology annotation, biological process: borate transport; monoatomic ion homeostasis; monoatomic anion transport. The record is from RefSeq and is a predicted model, not a curated record. NCBI's taxonomy places the organism in Eukaryota, Fungi, Ascomycota, Eurotiomycetes, Onygenales, Onygenaceae. Gene Ontology annotation, molecular function: solute:inorganic anion antiporter activity. The transcript is spliced from 8 exons.